AUGGUCAUGGAUAUGGCUGCCGCCGGGAAUGAUCUGGAGGUCAUCGAUAAAGAUGGUGAUCUGAUUUUGGAAGUCGGGGUGGAGCACAAUGCCUCAAUAAAGAUGUCAGAUUGUGAGGAAUACGACCCGGAAGGAGUAGGAACCGAAGAGAAUGUCGGCAGAGAGGAUACACCAAGCGAUCGAACUUAUGUUCGGCUCCUGGUAUCGUCGACCUUUGUCACACAUGCUUCUCCAGUGUUCAAAGCCAUGUUGGACGGACGUUUUGCCGAAGGACAGCUCCCACCUUCGAAACAAAAUCCUCCGAGCAUCACGCUGCCAGAAGACGACCCCGAUGCCACUGCUUUGUUCUGCAGAAUCCUGCACUUCGGGGAUAAUGACAGCGACAAGUCGAAUUCUGCGGACCAACUCAUGAACCUUGCCACCUUCAGUGAUAAGUAUGACUGCGGACGCUGCCUCCACCCAUGGUUUCAAGCACUUUUGUAUCGUUCUACCUUUCCAGAUACUGGCCUUUUCGAUCAAGAUGCCCUGGGCCCACUCGGUAUCAACCUGGCGCACGUCAUCGUGAUCUCGUAUCUUCUCGAAGACAAUGACCUCUUCUCACACGCGACCGAAACAUAUUGUCGUGAGACACCACCUUCUAAGACUCGUGGGUACCUUGUAGAAGCUAUGGACGACUUGGUGCCGGAACACAUUGCAGAUACUGUUCAGAGUUGGCAGAAGGUUUUCAUCGACCGAGCUUCCCGGCUGGGACUGGACGUCCUUCAAUACAUUGUCGAAUGCGUACAUUGCCGGCGUGAGCCAAGGGACCCGAUCAGGUUCGGUAGUGUAGAUGGCAAUGGCAAGGCCAUCGGCAUCGCCGUAUGUUCCCGCCUAGCCCAAAUAAUGGGGGGUCUGAGUGGUGUUUUGAUCUCAUCGCACAUGUUUCCAGGCUGUGACAAUCAGAAACACGGCAAAGAAGACACCUUCGAUGAUAUGAUGACACAGUGGCGAAACGUUGCUGACAUCGAUUUUGAUCAGGAGGCGAUCAGCACUUCUUGUCCGCCUGAUAAUUUGUGCGAUUUGUGCGGUUUUGUACCCCACAUCAGUACUGAACUGGAAGACCGAAUCCAGGAGCUGGAGUUUUGCUUGAAAGGAGGUAUCUGUUUGCCUUGUUGCAAGCAGAAGGGCAAAUUCGAAAAAUAUGUUGACCUCCUGAAGAGCGGCAUUGGGAACGAGAUCUGUUGGGGUUGUCUCAAGCGGAAGGGUAAAGUCGCGACAAUCCGCAAGUGUUACGACUUUGUCUCUCACGCGAAGUGGCGCCACUGUGUCUUGAACGCCGGGAAAGAAGAAAAUUGA
Messenger RNA from Exophiala spinifera, 1335 nucleotides. RefSeq lists its product as uncharacterized. NCBI's taxonomy places the organism in Eukaryota, Fungi, Ascomycota, Eurotiomycetes, Chaetothyriales, Herpotrichiellaceae. The record is from RefSeq and is a predicted model, not a curated record. The transcript is spliced from 2 exons. The coding region runs from base 1 to 1335 and encodes 444 amino acids.